AUAAUAGGAAUCAUAACAAAUAGCUUCUGUGUUCAACUUGAAGAUUCUGUGAGAAAAUCGAACAUCCAUUGCUUAUGUUGAAAAAUAUGGCGAAAGUCCUGCUUGUCGGGAGUGGGAUGACUGGCGCUGCAACAGCAUCAAUGUUGCGCCAGCAUCUUCCCGACAAUACAAGCAUUUUCAUUUGGGACAAAGCGCGAGGAGCAGGUUUUUGACGGAUACCAUACUUAAUAAUUAAUUAUAAUAAAUACUAAAUUAUACUAUUAAGUUUCAAUAUUUUCCUAAUUCCAAAUAUAACUAAUCACAGUUUGUGUAGUUUCAAUAUUUUCCUAAUUCCAAAGAUUACAGAACACUAGAAGGUGUAAACUUUUAAGUCUAAUCACACAGGACAAGGCAUAUGUUAAAAUAAUAUGUAUAUAAAAAUUAUAGUUAGGCUGCGGCUUUUCGGACCCAGAAGUGAGAAGUUGGGUUUAUUAAAAAAUAUUUAAAAUAUUAUUAUUUGGUUUGUAAGAUAAAAUUUGGUAUAGAAUCAUAGAUAAUUUAAUGAACUAUAUAACUAUAUACUAUAUGUUUGUAAACCUAAUUCUUCAGUUUAACUAAAAUAAACUACCACAAAUGACAUUCGAAUAGCAUUUAGUCUAAUGGGACCCGGGUCCGAAUAGCGGCGAUGUGUGUCGCACAAGGCACGACUGGUGUGUCGUGUGCAGCAGGCAGACCCAUUUUCUCGUAUCUCAAAUGUUUCUUGUAUUUCAAAGCAAAACAUCACUCGCUCGACGUCUUGUAUCUCAAAAAUCUCGCAUGUUAAGGCACUUGUAUGUCAAGGUCCCACUAUACUUUUUUUUAUUUGGAAUUUUAAGUAUUUUGGUUUGAAUAAUUUAAGUACUAUUCUUCCCCUUCAUUGUAAUUAAAUACCGGUACGGUAAUUAAUGUCUAAUAAUAGCAUUUUUUUAUUUUCUAAAAUCUAAAAGUUGACCCCUAUACAGAUCUCAGAAGUAAAAACAAAUGUAUUAAAAUAAAAUGAAGAUAGGUUCAAAAAUUGUUUUUUUGUAUGACAUACUGAGGCCACCGAAAGGUCUUGCAAGUUGUUGUUCUUCUUUGCUCAGACUGAAGAAAGAAACUUUGAUAUUAAUGGUUUUUAAAAAGUCCACAAUCUCAAUUUACUUACACAUACUAAGGUUCUGUCUUAAAUUUUUAGGUGGUCGGAUGACAACAACUAGAUGUCCUGAAGACGCAUCGAUUACGGCGGAUCUUGGUGCUCAGUACUUUACUCUUACCCAGGAGUACAGUGCAAAGAGACAGAGGUAGGAGUAUGACCCGUUAUUUACAUUCUGACAAUCAUUCACAGUUUUGUUGGAAGAAAAUGUUUGCGGGUUAAAAGAUAACAAACAAGAAAAUAACGACUAUUUAUAUUAAAUGUGACUGGUAAAGUCUUCAGUUGAGAUGGCACAGAAAGUGUUCAGUUGAGAUGGCACAGAAAGUGUGCAGUUGAGAUGGCACAGAAAGUGUUCAGUUGAGAUGGCACAGAAAGUGUGCAGUUGAGAUGGCACAGAAAGUGUUCAGUUGAGAUAGCACACAACAAAGAGCUGCCAUAGUUACUUUGAACACUGGCCAAACAAAAUUUGGUGUCUCAUACGUUAGACCUGUUUCUAAGUUAGUUUAUUCCACUGAUUCCAAAUCAUACCACCGGUUGUUUCCAGUGAGCUCUAGUUUUUGAGAUUUUGAACAAAUAUCAUUUUUAAGCAUGAAGCAUAAUAAUAAUUAUUUAAAGAAGAUUCUGCUAUAUAAAUAUGUCUUUUAUUUUAGACCAAAAAGCUUAGAUUUAACUGAGUGCUUGCAUUAUUACUCUACACAAGUGAAGCUUCUUGUGUUAGACUUCUUCAGGUAGGAUCUUUCAGGACAAUGGUGAAUAAGAUUCCAACAAAAAUCUCCAUUAUAUACGCAUUUUAUCUUCCUUGAUAUUUGGCUAUGGUGCAUGUAUAUGUCAUGGAGAAUUCUUUCAUUUUACUCUGAGCCCCAAUCUAAGUGAGUGCAAUAAAAUUUUCCUCAAGAAGAAUAAAUGAAGUCGGGGAAGAUGAUGCAAUUUUCUAUUAUAGUUCUAUGAAAGAUGGGUCAUCAAUGCAUUUUCUAAUCUAUCAGUAUAAAAAAACUCCAGUUUUCAGUUUCUCUGUGAUAAGUCCAUAUUCAAUGUGCAGUGAACGCUUUAUUCAAUUUAAUUCAAAGCAUUUACAAAUCGUUUUAUCAGACAGUCCUAGGUUUUUAAUAAAUACAGUAGAAUGAUUCUACAGCGUGUAAUAAAUCUUUUUUUUAUUGGCUUUACCCUAUGACCAAAUUUCAUUCAGAGGCCAAUUCUUGCCUAAUUUUCAUGUUUGGCUCUACUAGAGUCAAGAAUACGUCACAUGGCCACUUUGGCUCUACUAGAGUCAAGAAUACGUCACGUGGCCACUUUAUAAACAAAGGAGAAAACAAUCAUUUUCAAGUCUACACAAAUCAUCCACCUAUGUUUUUUUGUAAUUUAUAUUUUCAAAGGGUAAAGAAAUUGUCUGGUUUUUAUCUUUCAUCCUAGGGCAUUGACCAAUGAGCAUCCUAUUUGUUCCCAUUUAUUAAAAGAAAACGUUUCAAUCUGUGUUUUGUCUGUUGAGAUAAAGACGCCACAUUCUUGGGUUGUAUUCUCAAAGGCCAAUGUUCGUCAGAGGGUUUCUGAUGUCAUUGCAUAAUAGAAGUUCUUGUUUUGGGUAAAAAGAAAAUUAGAGCAGAACCUCUUCUCUCCUAAGAUGAAAUGCCAUGUUUAUUCAAGGCUGAAAUUCAUUCUUUUUUUUUUCUCUUCUUUAAGUCUGGAGGCAAGCAUUUGUCGACUGAAGUAGACUUGAUGAAGUAGACAAAUGUCUUAAUGAAGAAGACAAAAGGUCUUAGAAAAGCAGACAAAUGUCUUAGUGAAGAAGACACAUUUCUUAAUGAAGUAGAAAAAUGUCUUAAUGAAGCAAACAAAGGUCUUAAUGAAGUAGACAAAGUCGUAAUGAAGUAGACAAAUGUCUUAAUGAAGUAGACAAAUGUCUUAAUGAAGUAGACAAAUUAUGUCUGGAUGAAGCAGACAAAUGUCUUAAUGAAGUAGACAAAUGUAAUGAUGUACCGGUAUACAAAUUUCUUAAUGAAGUAGACAAAUGUCUGAAUGAAGUAGACAAAUGUCUUAGUAAUGACACAAAAUGAUGGUAAUUUAACUACAUCCAUUUACCAUUUAAAUAAUAAAGCUUUAUAUAUCUUAAUUCAGCAAAUGUGACCUUAUAUGGAGAAAACUAUAUUAGUAAAAAAAAACUAGAGUGGGUAUGAUAAUACUAGAGCUGUUACUAUGAAUCUGAUCCAUUUUUAGAAUAAAUGUCCCAGAUAACACUAAGAAAAGACCUAAACCUUAAGGCACCCAAAUAACACUAAGAAAAGACCUAAACCUCAAGGCACCCAAAUAACACUAAGAAAGAAAAGACCUAGACAUCAAGGCACCAAGAGCAAAAGGUUUUUGCUUGUAGUUGGCCUGUAUGAAAUCUUUAAAUACCAUAAAGCUCAAGUUUAAAACUAAAUUAACAAAAGUCACUUGUAUCGGUGCAAGGGUGUUAACUCUGUUUUAUCAGGCAAACCGACUUAUCUGUUUUAGAAAUGCCAUUUUAAACGGAUUAUUGCUUUUUUUAUUAUCCUUUAUUGUAUGUUCUCCAUUACUCGUCAGCAUGCUGUCUCACUAUGUCAGCAUGCUCACUUGCGUGGGUCAAUGUAUGGAACAACCACCAUUGCUUUGUGACAUAUCUAUGAAUAGAUGAUCUUGAUCAACUUUUAACUCCAUUUUCUGAUGGAUUUUGAUGAUGAAAAUGAGAGUAUUACCUGAUAGUGCCGUUAUGUCAUCAGUGGUCUGAUUAAAAUAGGGAAUAUAAGCUAUAUCUACUUAUUUUAAUAUCCAAAAGAAAGGAAAUCUAUUUCUAAAUCCAUUAUAGCAAAAUCUUUAGAUGGCUAAUUAACCCACUUCCUGUCAACCUAUUGAGCUGAAACUUGGCACAUAGACUCUUAGCCAAUGACAACACAUUCUUUCAAAUUUUCAGCCACCAACCACCAAAAUCAGUUUUUUCCUGUUUUUAAGUGGGUAGAUGAGGAAAAUAUGAAGACACUGAUUUCACGAAAUAAAAUUCCUGAUAACGGUGCUAAAUGAGAUUCUUUUAAGAAAAAUAUCACAAGUUCGUUUGGGGCAUAAUAUUUUAUUUUGUUUUUCUGAAAUUGUUGGUGAAAUAAAUCUGUGAUGUAAAAGCGGGUGGGUCAUUAGAAUAGUAAUAUAGUUCAAGGGCAUGAAAAAAAUGUUCUUUUGCGAGCCAUGGGGAGAAGGUGUGGGAGCAAAAAUUGGGCUUCUUAUAUAAUUGCUUUAGUUGUUUGCAUGUUAGUCAAAUUUUCACCCCCCCCCCCAACCCCUUGCUCCAUAUUACAUGUCAUCAAUGAUUUAUACCAAAACCUUUGUCUUUAGAGGUUGUUGAAUUGUUUGAAUCUUAUUUGGAAAACUCCUUCAAUAUAAUAUAAUAAAUACCUAAUAACCUAUUUUAGCACUUAUGAUGAACUCAUUGCUCACGGGAUCUUUACUCCAUUGCAAGGACAAAUUGAGGGACCUAAUGAUUUCAAUCAGCCAGGUGCUCAACAUUUUGUCACACCUCAAGGUUCCAGCUCUCUGGUCAAAUAUUUCUUACAGAAAUCAAGUAAGUUGGUAUGUAGAUGGGGGAGGGUGUUCUUACCCCAAGUAUGUAAUAAUUUUAAAUUAUACACACAUUUCAGCAGUUGGCAGAAUAGGCAGGUUACAAUAGAUGACAUGUUAUAUAGGUUACAAUAGAUGACCUGUUGGGCUACAAUAGAUGACAUAUAAGACAGGUUACAAUAGAUUACAUGUUAGACUGGUUACAAUAGAUGCCAUGUUAGGCAGGCUAAGAUAGAUGAUAUGUUAGACAGGUUACAAUAGAUGACAUGUUAGACAGGCUACAAUAGAUGACAUGUUAGACAGGUUGCGAUAGAUGACAUGUUAGACAUGCUACAAUAGAUGACAUGUUAGACAGGUUACAAUAGAUGACAUAUUAGACAGGUUACAAAAGAUGACAUAUUAGACAGGUUACAAUAGAUGACAUAUUAGACAGGUUACAUUAGAUGACAUAUUAGACAGGUUACAAUAGAUGACAUGAUAGCUGGGCUACAAUAGAUGACAUAUUAGACAGGUUACAAAAGAUGACAUAUUAGACAGGUUACAAUAGAUGACAUAUUAGACAGGUUACAUUAGAUGACAUAUUAGACAGGUUACAAUAGAUGACAUGAUAGCUGGGCUACAAUAGAUGACAUAUUAGACAGGUUACAAAAGAUGACAUAUUAGACAGGUUACAAUAGAUGACAUAUUAGACAGGUUACAAUAGAUGACAUGAUAGCUGGGCUAAAAUAGAUGACAUAUUAGACAGGUUACAAAAGAUUACAUAUUAGACAGGUUACAAUACAUGAUAUGUUAGACGGGCUACAAUAGAGGAUGUAUUAGACAGGUUACAAUAUAUUACUUGUUAGACAGGCUACGAUAGAGGAUAUUGUUAAAGAAAAUAGCUGUUUCUUACGUGAGUAAACAAAGGAAAGGAAGUCAAUGGAAACCAAUAAAACAUGAUUGAGAAUACAACUUAAAACUUCUUUCAAUUUAUAGUAACAUGAAUGGAAUUUUUUAAGUCUCAAGUAAUUCAUCUUGUAUUCAUUGUUAGGUCCAGCUGACUUUUUGACCAUUGUCUGUAGUCUAGUCACCGACUGUCUUUUCGACCAUUUGUCUGUGGUCUAGUCACCAGCUGCCUUUUUGACUAUUUGUCUGUGGUCUAGUCACCAACUUCCUUUUUGUUCAUUUGUCUGUAGUCUAGUCUCCAGCUGUCUUUUUGACCAUUUGUCUGUAGUCUAGUCACCAGCUCUCUCUCUGACCAUUUGUCUGUAGUCUAGUCACCAGCUCUCUCUCUGACCAUUUGUCUGUAGUCUAGUCACCAGCUCUCUCUCUGACCAUUUGUCUGUAGUCUAGUCACCAGCUCUCUCUCUGACCAUUUGUCUGUAGUCUAGUCACCAGCUCUCUCUCUGACCAUUUGUCUGUAGUCUAGUCACCAGCUCUCUCUCUGACCAUUUGUCUGUAGUCUAGUCACCAGCUCUCUCUCUGACCAUUUGUCUGUAGUCUAGUCACCAGCUGCUUUUUUGACCAUUUGUCUGCGGUCUAGUCACCAUUAUUUUUUUUAUGUCUUUGCUAUUCAUAAAGUAAGUUGGUUGGCCAUAAAAAGUGGUUAGUUAUUACGACUUACUGGUAGCACCACUUCAGCACCACUGGUGCUUUUUAAAUGCUCGGGAAUUGAAAAUACCUCAACUUUGUUUUAAAAAGUUAUUCAUCUACUUAUUCAACGGAAUUCAGGCUUAAAUAACCUAACUAAUCCAAGUUUAAGAAUAUUGAAAUCGCCUAAAAAAUGGGUUACCUUAUUCAUGCUAUGUACGUAUGUUAUUCACACAGCUUGAACACAGUCUUUCAUUAAUUUACCUUACUCAAUUUUUAAAAAAUUACGGACCAUUUAAAAAAAAAAAAAUUAUUACCUUCAUUUAUGAAAUUGUCUGUAGGUGCUAGCUACGAAUCUCAUUUCAGAGGCUACAGUCAAAUACCAGCAUCAAGUUUCUGAGAUAUCUUUUGAUAACUGUAGUCCAGUGUCUGUGACAACGCAAGAGGACAGGUCAGAGGACUUUGAUGUUGUCAUACUCACCAUUCCUGUGCCACAGGUCUUGCAACUCAAAGGAUCUUUGCAUGAGUGGAUAGGUAACUUUAUUUUGUAUGUCUCAACUCUCAGCAAGGGGGCAUAGGUCCUUAAUAAUUUAUUUCCAAGUCUUUUGGUUUCUUGUUACCGCUAUCUUCCCUAAUCCUUUCCAAGCCUUUAGUUUCUUGUUACCGGUACUGCUACCUUCCCUAAUUUUUUCUAACUUUUUCCAAUCUCAAUUACAUCUUUGAUGACCUCUCUUCUACGGGUGUUUUUGGGCUUCCCCUUCCUCUUUAUCCUUGAAAGCUCCAUGAAUCGUAAAUUAAAAUGUGGUAAAAAUUGAAAAAAGGAACGCAACAAAACAACAAAUGUUUCGGCAAGCCUUUGCCAGCGAACGAACAACAGAAAAAAAAGAAUUAAAUUAAAAACUAGCAGUUAGCUGAAAAGUAGGAUCCGUGAGGGCAGCAAAAGAAAUGUCUGACAAUUUGCUCCUGUUAUGGCUGUCAAAUUUGUCACUUCUGUUAUGUUUGUCAAAGAUGUCACUUCUGUUAUGUUUGUCAAAGAUGUCACUUCUGUUAUGUUUGUCAAAGAUGUCACUUCUGUUAUGUUUGUCAAAGAUGUCACUUCUGUUAUGUUUGUCAAAGAUGUCACUUCUGUUAUGUUUGUCAAAGAUGUCACUUCUGUUAUGUUUGUCAAAGAUGUCAAUGAAAUAGCAAAACAAGGUGUGUUGAAGUUUGAAUUAAAGGACAGGACAAUAAGAUUUGAAUGUUUCGGCAUAGAGCCUUCUUCAGUGCAUAAGACAAAUGGAAAUAUCGCCGGGAACAGAGCACAGUAAACAACUCAAGAAAUAUCCAUUGUUGUUGCUGGAAGUAGGAUUACAAGAAGUGAGAGAAUAUAAAUAUUGACACAGUGAAAAAUAAGUUCCUCAAUAAUAAUGGACCAGAAUGUCCAGGAAUACAUAAACACACAGCAAUAAGAAGAUAGUAGAAAUACAGGGAAACAGAGAAACAUUAGUACAGGGUCUCCAAACUACGGCCCGUGGGCCACAUGCGGCCCGCGAGGCCCUCUCAUGCGGCCCGCAGAGACCUUUUUGUCUACGGAAAAAGUUACGGAAAUUUAUGUGUAUCCUGCCAAGAUCAGACGUCGCUUACGUGGACGUUAUGUUUUUACCGAAUUAAAAUAGAGGCGCGCAGUAGCGCGUUAGGUUUUCUAACCAAUCAUUACUUGGCACAACCUUAUUCGCUGCUUAGUUUUUCUACUUCCGUUCACAGUCAAUGAGAUGAUAUAACGCCAUCUAGUGGUGGAUCUUUGCCCGCCGUGUUGCAGACAUGGGAGAAAACAUUGUGACUCAAAUAGAGAAAAAUGCAAGCAAGUUUCGCCAAUUUUUAAUUUCCAUGGAUGAAUCGCUGGACAACUGUUCCACCUCACAACUGCUUGUGUUCAUUAGAGGUGUGGAUGAAGACAUGAACAUAACACAAGAGCUGGCUUCCCUACAUAGCAUGUACGACACUGUUACCGGAGAGGAUAUAUUCAAUGAGUUGAAAACAAAACAUUUGCUGAUUAUAACUUGGACUGGACUAGCCUAUUUGCCUGACUGUUGAUGGAGGAAAGAACAUGAGUGGCAUAAAGAAAGGCUUGGUUGGACACAUGAAGCAGAUGAGUAAUGAGAAAAAAAUUCUGCAACCAGUGAUCCUGAACAGUAUUAUUCAACAGAAAGCUUGUUGUACUAAAUAUGUGGACAUUAGCAGCGUACUGAAUCCUGUGGUAAAUUGGGUUACUUUAAUAAGUGCACAUGGGCUCAACCAUAGACAGUUCAGAGACAUGUCACCCACCUAGAGGCUUUCAGAUCCAAACUUGUCUUUACUUUGGAACAAGUACAGGCUAACAACUUGACACACUUUCACUUUCAUGCCUGAAGCAACAGCGGAGUUCCCCACGUCAUUUGCAUGAGAGAUCAUCAAAGACCCCCAGCUACAGUGUCAGCAGCGGUUUUCUGACUUGGAUUCAAAGGCAGAAGAAGUGAGACUCUUUCAAAAUCCAUUUAAAGCAGAUGUGGCCAGCUGCCCAGAUGAACUGUACCUGAAGGUCAUUGAGUUGCAAGCAAAUGACCUCCUUAGGGACACGUUCAAAGAAGGAUCCGCGAGUUUUUAACUAGUUUUCGCCCAAAGAAGACUUACCUAAUUUCAAAACAUUUGCAUCAAUGUACCUUUCAAUCCUUAGAGCAACAUGCCUGUGUGAGCAAACAUUUUCAUGAAUGAAAAAACGUAAAGAACACGUUGAAAACAAAUUUGUGCGAUGGUAAUCUCAGGUCACUGUUGAUGUUAGGGACAGCAAAUCUAAAUCCAGAAAUGUCUGCUAAUCACUGCUAUUUUGGCAUUCAUGAAACAAUUUCACAAUUCACAGGUGUUCAUGUGUCAAUGUGUUAUUGAAAAAAAUAACUGAAUGGAAUUAUAUAACAGAACUAAUUAAAAACAACAUCCAUGUUUUGAUUCUUUUUUAUUUGGACUUCGAUUGUGUAGUCGGCCCCCGAAAUGCUGUUUGAUAGUUAAUGCGGCCCUCGGGCUGAAAAAUUUGGAGACCCCUGCAUUAGUAGGAUGGUAUUGGAUAAAUACCAUAUGGAGAUAUGGUGCCAAACAGCUGAAUAAAUUUAUUUCCAUUUUUACCCUCUCUGGUGUGUUAGGAAAUCAGUGCCUUAAUUGUUACAUCUAAUGCACCUUUGUUCGUCUCUGUUGAAAUGUGAAGAGACUGGGGAAAGUUUACCUUGUUCAAUAUCCCGGAGAUGUUCAGCGAACCUAUCAGCCAAUCUUCUCCCAGUUUCACCUAUGUAACUAGGUUGGCAUCUACGGCACACAAUCGCAUAUAUGACAUUACGGCGAUGCAGGUGAAACCCUCUUUAAUGGUAAAGGUACCUUUAGGGAGGCUAAUGCUUUCAGUUUGGUGUGUAAAGGGACAAGUCCUACUGCGGCUUCUUAAGCAGUAAGAUAGGUCAGAUAGAAGGCGACCAUGAACCAGAAGGUCACCUAGAUUUUUGUCCCGUCUAAAGACAAUCAGUGGAGGGGAUGAGAAGACCCUGUAAGUAUCGGGGUCAGCAAGAAGUUUUUUUUUUGAAUAUUUUUUGGGCUGUUAAAUUGUGAGGGUUGAAGGUUAGUAUAAAUUUGGUACAAUCUUCAUUGUUGUUUUGACGAGGUUUGAAAGCAUCUUUCCGUGUGAGAGUGUUGAUGCGACCUAGUGCUGAGACAAGAGUAGAUUCAGGAUAGGAUCUGGAGUGGAAGAAAUCCUUCAUUUCAUCAGCUCUUUCCAAAAAGUCCUCAGCAAGCUGGCAGAGGCGCCGUAGUCAGAGAAAUUGUGAGAAAGGUAUGGAGUCUUUGCAUGAUUUGGGGUGGGAGGAUAUAAUCAAUAUGUAACUAUGGCUGUCAGUUGGUUUGUAGUCGGCAGAUGUGAUUAAUUCGUUUUCUUUCAAUGUUAUGGGGAUAUUGAGAAAGUUGACCGAAUGUCGAGAGAUUUGAGACUUAAAUUUUAUUGAUGAGUGAAAUGAGUUUUAAAAAUCCAUAAAUUUUUGGUGAUCAUUAGUUUCCAUGCUAGUCAUUCAUACCUAUGCCGUCAUCUAUGUAUCUCCUAUAAAAUUCAGGAGUACGGCCAGUAUAUGCCCUCUCUACCAUAUAUUAAAUAUAUUUAUAAUUAUUGUAUCAAAGAUGUCACUCCUGUUAUGUUUGUCAAACAUGUCACUACUGUUAUUUUUGUCAAAGAUGUCACUCCUGUUAUGUUUGUCAAACAUGUCACUCCUGUUAUGUUUGUCAAACAUGUCACUCCUGUUAUGUUUGUCAAACAUGUCACUCCUGUUAUGUUUGUCAAACAUGUCACUCCUGUUAUGUUUGUCAAACAUGUCACUCCUGUUAUUUUUGUCAAACAUGUCACUCCUGUUAUUUUUGUCAAACAUGUCACUCCUGUUAUUUUUGUCAAACAUGUCACUCCUGUUAUUUUUGUCAAACAUGUCACUACUGUUAUGUUUGUCAAACAUGUCACUCCUGUUAUUUUUGUCAAACAUGUCACUCCUGUUAUUUUUGUCAAACAUGUCACUACUGUUAUGUUUGUCAAACAUGUCACUCCUGUUAUUUUUGUCAAACAUGUCACUACUGUUAUGUUUGUCAAACAUGUCACUCCUGUUAUUUUUGUCAAACAUGUCACUCCUGUUAUUUUUGUCAAACAUGUCACUCCUGUUAUUUUUGUCAAACAUGUCACUCCUGUUAUUUUUGUCAAACAUGUCACUCCUGUUAUUUUUGUCAAACAUGUCACUCCUGUUAUUUUUGUCAAACAUGUCACUACUGUUAUGUUUGUCAAACAUGUCACUCCUGUUAUUUUUGUCAAACAUGUCACUCCUGUUAUUUUUGUCAAACAUGUCACUCCUGUUAUUUUUGUCAAACAUGUCACUCCUGUUAUUUUUGUCAAACAUGUCACUCCUGUUAUGUUUGUCAAACAUGUCACUCCUGUUAUGUUUGUCAAACAUGUCACUCCUGUUAUGUUUGUCAAACAUGUCACUCCUGUUAUGUUUGUCAAACAUGUCACUCCUGUUAUGUUUGUCAAAGAUAUGUUGCUCCUGUUAUGUUUUUUCUACCUGUUUAACCUGGGACUACACUUGUGCUACUUUUACCUGUUUAACCUGGGGCUACACUUGUGCUACUUUUACCUGUAUAACCUGGGGCUACACUUGUGCUACUUUUACCUGUAUAACCUGGGGCUACACUUGUGCUACUUUUACCUGUAUAACCUGGGGCUACACUUGUGCUACUUUUACCUGUAUAACCUGGGGCUACACUUGUGCUACUUUUACCUGUAUAACCUGGGGCUACACUUGUGCUACUUUUACCUGUAUAACCUGGGACUACACUUGUGCUACUUUUACCUGUAUAACCUGGGACUACACUUGUGCUACUUUUACCUGUAUAACCUGGGACUACACUUGUGCUACUUUUACCUGUAUAACCUGGGACUACACUUGUGCUACUUUUACCUGUAUAACCUGGGACUACACUUGUGCUACUUUUACCUGUAUAACCUGGGACUACACUUGUGCUACUUUUACCUGUAUAACCUGGGACUACACUUGUGCUACUUUUACCUGUAUAACCUGGGACUACACUUGUGCUACUUUUACCUGUAUAACCUGGGACUACACUUGUGCUACUUUUACCUGUAUAACCUGGGACUACACUUGUGCUACUUUUACCUGUAUAACCUGGGACUACACUUGUGCUACUUUUACCUGUAUAACCUGGGACUACACUUGUGCUACUUUUACCUGUAUAACCUGGGACUACACUUGUACUAUGUUUACCUGUAUAACCUGGGGCUACACUUGUGCUACUUUUACCUGUAUAACCUGGGACUACACUUGUACUAUGUUUACCUGUAUAACCUGGGGCUACACAUGUGCUACUUUUACCUGUAUACCAUAACAUAUAUCAUGAAAUAUGCCAACCUGUGUGAUCAACAACCGCACCAAGAAAAAAAAUUAAAUGUACGACAGUAUGAAAAAUUACAGAAAAAGCAACAUUUCAGUAAAUAGAAUAAUUUAUUAUGUCUUGCUCAUUUUAUUGUCAAUGUCAAAGCUAAUGGUCAACUACUUAACUUACAACUUAAUUGAUCAGCAGUAUGUGACAGUUUAUUUGAUCACCCACAUGUGACAGUUUAAUUAAUCAGCUGUAUGUGACAGUGCAAAUGAUCAGCAUCAUGUGACAGUUUAAUUGUACUACUACAUUUUACCAGCUUUUGACAAUUCAAUUGUUUAAUCCAUUAUGACAGUUGAACUAAUCGUUCGUUGUUUCACUCUACCUAGGAAACUGUCCAGAUAUGAAGAAAAAGUUGCAGAAUGUGUCCUAUUCCUCCAGAUACGCACUGGGACUUUUCUUCCCACAAAGGACUGAGCUGAAUUACCGUUGGUGUGCCAAGUACAUCUCGGAUAAUCCUUGCCUUCGAUACAUCGCAAUCGACCAAGCUAAACGUGGAAUCAGUAGGUCGAUUUGUUUAAUGUUAGUUAGAAAAAAUACGUAAGUAUUUUAUGGCUCUUCGGGAAGCAACAUCAGGUUUAUUUUCUAAGCGUUUUACUAAUCACUCCCAUAAUCGCUCCCAUAAUCGCUCCCAUAAUUACAUAUCAACUGCUGUUAAACACCAUGCCCAUAAUCUAGCUACGUAAAAAAUAAAUUUGUAUUAUCUCAUUAUUAAAGAGGGCGUCUAACAGGGUUGAACUUAGUGAACAUUUCCUCCAUCGGUCAACCCUCUUAUUUUGACAAAUUUGUGUUAAUGCUUAGGAAUGGUAUUAAAAAAUAUUAGUUUUUUCAGUAAUUCCAUUUAACCCGCACACUGAUUUCUCUCUCUAGGAUAGAGCAGUGCUUCAGAAAACUUUUCUUUUUAAUGAUUCCAAUCAUUCCCUGCUUUUUAAAGCAGAAAAUGCACAGUGACAGAUUAGUGUUAAAAUGGGAUUUUUAAAAGAAAUUUCUUGAAAUUUUCUAUUUUAUUUAAAAGAUGUGCAACUAGAUAACAACCGAGGUAGUUGUAGGAUUUGUUGUAUGAUGUAUCAAGGUGUUAUUAGAAACUCUGUGGUAUUUGUUAGAUUCACCAUUUCCAUUAGCACACAUAACUGCUAUUUAACACCAUGCCCAUUAGCACACUUCAACUGCUAUUAAAAACCUUGCCCAUUAGCACAUAUCAAGUGCUAUUUAACACCAUGUCCAUUAGCACACAUCAACUGCUAUUUAACACCAUGCCCAUUAGCACAUAUCAACUUCUAUUUAACACCAUGCCCAUUAGCACAUAUCAACUGCUAUUUAACACCAUGCCCAUUAGUACAUAUCAACUGCUAUUUAACACCAUGCCCAUUAGCACAUAUCAACUGCUAUUUAACACCAUGCCCAUUAGCAUACAUCAACUACUAUUUAACACCAUGCCCAUUAGCAUACAUCAACUACUAUUUAACACCAUGCCCAUUAGCACACUUCAUCUGCUAUUUAACACAUGUCCAUUAGCACACACCAACUGCUAUUUAACACCAUGCCCAUUAGCACACUUCAUCUGCUAUUAACACAUGUCCAUUAGCACAUAUCAACUGCUAUUUAACACCAUGUCCAUUAGCACACAUCAACUGCUAUUUAACACCAUGCCCAUUAGCACACUUCAUCUGCUAUUAACACAUGUCCAUUAGCACAUUUCAACUGCUAUUUAACACCAUGUCCAUUAGCACACAUCAACUGCUAUUUAACACCAUGCCCAUUAGCACAUAUCAACUGCUAUUUAACACCAUGCCCAUUAGCACACUUCAACUGCUAUUUAACACCAUGCCCAUUAGCACACUUCAACUGCUAUUUAACACCAUGCCCAUUAGCACACUUCAUCUGCUAUUUAACACAUGUCCAUUAGCACACUUCAUCUGCUAUUUGACACCAUGCCCAUUAGCACACUUCAACUGCUAUUUAACACCAUGCCCAUUAGCACACUUCAUCUGCUAUUUAACAUUAUGCCCAUUAGCACACUUCAACUGCUUUUUAACACCAUGCCCAUUAGCACACUUCAUCUGCUAUUUAACACCAUGUCCAUUAGCACACUUCAACUGCUAUUUAACACCAUGCCCAUUAGCACACUUCAUCUGCUAUUUAACACCAUGCCCAUUAGCACACUUCAACUGCUAUUUAACACCAUGCCCAUUAGCACACUUCAGCUGCUAUUUAACACCAUGUCCAUUAGCACACUUCAACUGCUAUUUAACACCAUGCCAUUAGCACACUUCAACUGCUAUUUAACACCAUGCCCAUUAGCACACUUCACCUGCUAUUUAACACCAUGCCCAUUAGCACACUUCAUCUGCUAUUUAACACCAUGUCCAUUAGCACACAUCAACUGCUAUUUAACACCAUGCCCAUUAGCACAUAUCAACUUCUAUUUUACACCAUGCCCAUUAGCACAUAUCAACUGCUAUUUAACACCAUGCCCAUUAGCACAUAUCAACUGCUAUUUAACACCAUGCCCAUUAGCUCAUAUCAACUGCUAUUUAACACCAUGCCCAUUAGCACAUAUCAACUGCUAUUUAACACCAUGCCCAUUAGCACAUAUCAACUGCUAUUUAACACCAUGCCCAUUAGCACAUAUCAACUGCUAUUUAACACCAUGCCCAUUAGCACAUAUCAACUGCUAUUUAACACCAUGCCCAUUAGCACAUAUCAACUGCUAUUUAACACCAUGCCCAUUAGCACAUAUCAACUGCUAUUUAACACCAUGCUCAUUAGCAUACAUCAACAGCUAUUUAACACCUUGCCCAUUAGCACAUAUCAACUGCUAUUUAACACCAUGCCCAUUAGCACAUAUCAACUGCUAUUUAACACCAUGUCCAUUAGCACAUAUCAACUGCUAUUUAACACCAUGCCCAUUAGCACACAUCAACUGCUAUUUAACACCAUGCCCAUUAGCACACUUCAUCUGCUAUUUAACACCAUGCCCAUUAGCACACUUUAUCUGCUAUUUAACACAUGUCCAUUAGCACAUAUCAAGUGCUAUUUAACACCAUGUCCAUUAGCACACAUCAACUGCUAUUUAACACCAUGCCCAUUAGCACACAUCAACUGCUAUUUAACACCAUGCCCAUUAGCACAUAUCAACUGCUAAUUAACACCAUGACCAUUAGCACACAUCAACUGAUAUUUAACACCAUGCCCAUUAGCACACUUCAACUGCUAUUUAACACCAUGCCCAUUAGCACACUUCAACUGCUAGCAAUCCUACUGUUGCAAACAAUCCAAAGCAGCUGAAAAGGAAAGAGUUCCCUAGUGUUAAAAUGGAGUUGUUGUUUCUGGCAGGCCAAGUCAACCAAGGUAAAUCUAUUGUGCUUCACACCAGCGUUCCAUUUGGCCUGGCACACCUGGAGGAGGACAUGAACUUUGUCAAGGAGGAGAUUCUCGGCCACGUCCGUAACAUUUUGCCAGAGUUGCCUAAACCCAUCAGUAUGAAACCUCAACGUUGGCGAUAUUCUCAGGUAGCAUAACAGUUUUCUCAGGUAGCAUAACAGUUUUCCCAGGUAGCAUAACAUUUUUCUCAGGUAGCAUAAUGGUUUUCCCAGGUAGCAUUACAGUAAUGGUUAUUCUCAGGUAAAAAUACAAUAAUCAAAGGUAGCAAUACAAUAAUCUCAGGUAGCAUACAAUAUUCUCAGCUAGCAUUACGCUUUCACUAGAACUUUGAAGGUAGAUUAAUUGAAUUAUUGACUGAAUUAUUACACUGAAUAAUUGUCUGAAAUAUUUGAUAGACUGAUCUUGAGAAUUAUGUGACAGAUUAGAUUCAUCAGUAGAAUUAUAUGUCAGAUUAGGUUCAACAUUAGGAUUAUAUGACAAAUUAGAUUUAUCAGUAGGAUUAUACAACAGAUUAGAUUCAUUAGCAGAAUUAAAUGACCGAUUUGAUUCAUCAUUUGAAGUAUAUGACAGAUUAGAUUCAUUAGUAUCAUUAUAUGACAGAUUAGAUUCAUCAGCAGAAUUAUAUGAAGGAUUUGAUUUAUUAGUAGAAUUAUAUGACAGAUUAGAUUCAUCAGUAGAAUUAUACGAAGGAUUUGAUUUAUUAGUAGAAUUAUAUGACAGAUUAGAUUCAUCAGUAGAAUUAUUUGACUUAUACACUAAUGGGGAGGUUGUUAACUCUGGAGAUUUUAUGAAUAUCGGGGAGCCUUGGCUAUACUAUACAUUCUACAUUUAUGAAGACAUUUUUUACAAUAACAAUUGUGAAAUUCAGGCAGUCCAUAUAUCAUUUUAUGCCUCUCAUGCAGUCAACCAUCCUCUAGCCAUAUUGUUGCUUUGUUUUUCACAAUUAAACUAGAUAUUACAAUGUUAUAUUUAGCCUGGUUUCAAAUUUAAGUCCACCAUUUACCUAAUCACGUUUCUGUGUGUGUUAUGUAAUUUGUGAAGAAAAUAUUUUGUUGGACUGAACCAAAGAUUGUAAUUGCUAGGCUAAUAAAGACUGAACCAAAGAUUGUAAUUGCUAGGCUAAUAAAGACUGAACCAAAGAUUGUAAUUGCUAGGCUAAUAAAGACUGAACCAAAGAUUGUAAUUGCUAGGCCAAUAAAGACUGAACCAAAGAUUGUAAUUGCUAGGCCAAUAAAGACUGAACCAAAGAUUGUAAUUGCUAGGCUAAUAAAGACUGAACCAAAGAUUGUAAUUGCUAGGCCAAUAAAGACUGAACCAAAGAUUGUAAUUGCUAGGCCAAUAAAGACUGAACCAAAGAUUGUAAUUGCUAGGCCAAUAAAGACUGAACCAAAGAUUGUAAUUGCUAGGCCAAUAAAGACUGAACCAAAGAUUGUAAUUGCUAGGCCAAUAAAGACUGAACCAAAGAUUGUAAUUGAUAGGCCAAUAAAGACUGAACCAAAGAUUGUAAUUGCUAGGCCAAUAAAGACUGAACCAAAGAUUGUAAUUGCUAGGCCAAUAAAGACUGAACCAAAGAUUGUAAUUGAUAGGCCAAUUGCUGCCAAAAAACACUAUUUAAGGGGAAUCUUUCGUUGUCUUUUUGGACGGGAGGUGAAAUAUCUCAUGUGUACGGAGGUGAAGUAUCUCAUGUGUAUGGAGGUAAAACAUCUCAUGUGUAUGGAGGUGAAAUAUCUCAUGCGUACGGAGGUGAAAUAUCUCAUGCAUACGGAGGUGACAUAUCUCAUGCGUACGGAGGUGAAAUAUCUCAUGCGUACGGAGGUGAAAUAUUUCAUGCGUAUGGAGGUGAAAUAUCUCAUGUGAACGGAGGUGAAAUAUCUCAUGUGUACAGAGGUAAAAUAUCUCAGGUGUACGGAGGUGAAGUAUCUCAUGUGUACAGAGGUGAAAUAUCUCAUGUGUACAGAGGUGAAAUAUCUCAUGUGUACGGAGGUGAAAUAUCUCAUGUGUAUGGAGGUGAAAUAUCUCAUGUGUACAGAGGUGAAAUAUAUCAUGUGUAUGGAGGUGAAAUAUCUCAUGUGUAUGGAGGUGAAAUAUCUCAUGUGUACAGAGGUGAAAAAUCUCAUGUGUACAGAAGUGAAAUAUCUCAUGUGUACAGGGGUGAAAUAUCUCAUGUGUAUGGAAGUGAAAUAUCUCAUGUGUACAGAGGUGAAAUAUCUCAUGUGUACAGAGGUGAAAUAUCUCAUGUGUACAGAGGUGAAAUAUCUCAUGUGUACGGAAGUGAAAUAUCUCAUGUGUACAGAGGUGAAAUAUCUCAUGUGUACAGAGGUGAAAUAUCUCAUGUGUACAGAGGUGAAAUAUCUCAUGUGUACAGAGGUGAAAUAUCUCAUUUGUAUGUACAAAAAGAGUGGUUCCAGAAAUGUUCAGGGCCAACCUGGGGGAUGGGUUGUAAGAAAAUGUGACAUCAAGCUAGUCUAUGAAAGCAAUGUCUCAUUGGUUCCCAGGUUCAUCAAGCUAGUCUAUGAAAGCAAUGUCUUAUUGGUUCCCAGGUUCAUCAAGCUAGUCUAUGAAAGCAAUGUCUCAUUGGUUCCCAGGUUCAUCAAGCUAGUCUAUGAAAGCAAUGUCUCAUUGGUUCCCUGUUCAUCAAGCUAGUCUAUGAAAGCAAUGUCUCAUUGGUUCCCAGGUUCAUCAAGCUAGUCUAUGAAAGCAAUGUCUCAUUGGUUCCCAGGUUCAUCAAGCUAGUCUAUGAAAGCAAUGUCUCAUUGGUUCCCAGGUUCAUCAAGCUAGUCUAUGAAAGCAAUGUCUCAAUGUUUCCCAGGUUCAUCAAGCUAGUCUAUAAAAGCAAUGUCUCAUUGGUUCCCUGUUCAUAAAGCUAGUCUAUGAAAGCAAUGUCUCAUUGGUUCCCAGGUUCAUCAAGCUAGUCUAUGAAAGCAAUGUCUCAUUGGUUCCCAGGUUCAUUAAGCUAGUCUAUGAAAGCAAUGUCUCAAUGUUUCCCAGGUUCAUCAAGCUAGUCUAUAAAAGCAAUGUCUCAUUGGUUCCCUGGUUCAUAAAGCUAGUCUAUGACAGCAAUGUCUCAUUUGUUCCCUGGUUCAUCAAGCUGGUCUAUGAUGUCUCAUUGGUUCCCUGGUUCAUCAAGCUAGUCUAUAAAAGCAAUGUCUCAUUGGUUCUCUGGUUCAUCAAGCUAGUCUAUGAAAGCAAUGUCUCAUUGGUUCCCUGGUUCAUAAAGCUAGUCUAUGAAAGCAAUGUCUCAUUGGUUCCCAGGUUCAUCAAGCAUACGAAGGAACUCCAGGAUGUGUUGUCAUUAGCACCAAUCCACUUGUGAUUUUAGCUGGUGAUGGUUUCUCUCUAUCAACAUUUGAUGGCUGUCUUGAUUCGGCAGAGGCUGUGCUCAAAGCUGUGAUGGACAACUUUAAGACAGUGCAAGGCAGCAGUUCAUGACCCGCUGGCAACAGUUAGUCAAUCAUUAGCACUUUAACUCCACACUUCCAAAUAAUCUGACUCCAUUUGUAAGCAAUUUAAUUCUGUCACAACAUUUUUUAAAUUCUACUACCCUUUAAACCAUCCACGCCCACCCUACCCUACCCCAACUUGUCCUACCCCACCUCACCCCAUCCCACCUUACCCCACCUCACCCCACCUUACCACACCCCAACCUACCCCAUCUCCAAAACUUUUUACCAAAAAAUUUAAUCAAUCCAAAAAUGUCCUUUUUGGUGCAGCCAGACUGUAUUUUUAAAGUAUUGUAAUAAUUCAGUUUAACUUUGAUUUUAUAAGAAAGUGGAGAGCUCUUUUGUGUUUGAAUGUUUUACUGAGCCAUACAGAAAGUUUGAAAAAAUGAUGAGCCAGGCAUACCAUCUAUGAGUUUUGAUUGUAUUACUGAUGAGCCAGCAAUGCCAUGUAUUGUAGCUGGCAUUGACGACAUUCAGAUAGUAAUGGAUGUAAUUUCUAUUAAAAUUUAUAUAUGCCUAUUACAAUUUAUGAAUGCCUACUACCGAUACAUUUUAUGAAUGCCAUUAUUGCAAAUAAUUCUGUUAAUUCAUAUUUCUUAAAUUCAAUUAUUUUCUAAAGGAGUAUAAGAUUACCUCAUCAUGAAUCUAUUAGCUGGAAAAAAAUAUUUAUAGUGAUCCUAAAUAACAUACCUCUUUUUAUUCCACGGUCUGAUCCUUUUGUCCUGGAAAACUCUGUCAUUUAAACCAUUUUGUGGCUACCUCUAAUUUUAAUAUACAAAUUGUAGCUACCUCCAAUAUUAUUAAUAUAGCUACCUCUUUGAGUAAUAAUGUAUAUGCAUAAUUGUUAAUGGGAAAAAAGUGCUUUGGUUUGUGUGUGUGCAACCAUCUUGUGGUAGAUGUUAUUUGGAAUACUAGGUUUUGAAUACAUGUCUUCUUAACCUGCUUUGUUGAACAGAUUUCUAGCAAUUUAUAAACAUGCUUUUUACUUAUUGAAAUGUGAGUAUGGACAAUGGGCUAAACAUACAACAUUUUUGUUGCGUUUGAAUAAAAUAUUUAUAGAUGAUCAUUUGUCAAUGUAUUAAGUUCAUGAUUGAUAAUAUAUGGCGGAGUAACUUAUACACACUUCAUCCAAUGGCUUACUUUCAAUAGGGUUAAAAAUAUCUCUGAUGCUCAUGCCUCCAAGUCUCCUCAGUGACAAGACUAAACUUAUGAUCCCAGAUAAUCUCUCAGCCAAACAGAUUUUCUUGCCAGGGGCAAAGUAUAUGCUGUACCGGUACUAUUAUUUGCAGCUCAGACAUAAAAUGUAUGUCAUCAAAGAUAUUGGGAAUCAGCUAUCAUGCUCAAUUGCAGUAUGGAUUUAAAAAAUGUGGAAUAUGUGGCAUAUUGUAGCAAACAGCUGGCAGAGUCUGUCCUUCUCCUGGUAAAUGUCUGAAGGAUUGACACAUCAUAUGCAAUCAUGUGAAUUUCUCUGGCUAUUGACCUAAGACUCUGUUGAAUUAUGUAUGUCAAUGUCCUCUUAUGUCAAGGUCCUCUUGUUUAUUGACUUGAUGUAUUGUUUCGAUGAAGGCAGCUCAGAACUUUAGUUGGACGAAACUAGCUUUUAAAGGAACACAAGAAAGAUGGCCCACUUAAUAUCAAGGCAGCCUUCCUAUGCAGUGUGCAGACAAUGAUGAAACAUCUGACACCAACAUAUGGUUUCAUUUAUGAUUGAAACACCAGUUGUGCAUCCAUGGCAUCUGUCUUUAAUAGGAGUUUAGACAGCAGUUUAAUUUGUCGCAGCAUAAUAAUUUAUACAUUUUAGUUGAUCCAAAUAUUUGCAGUUUUUGCCUUCUUGUUAAGCAGACUUAAAAUGAAUCGUCUGUACAGUGACAUCAAUAAAUCAGUCAUAUUUAUUGUGGAAUAAUCUUUGUCUAUUUGUCAAACUUUCUGUUGUGCUGUGAACAAGUCUCACUUUCAAAUGUUCCCUUUCUUAUCUCUCUAUUUCUUUGGUGUUUUAAUUCUUUAGUGUCCUUAUCGGAAAAGAAGUUUUAAGACUAACCUGUUGUCACGCUCGCAAUGUACUUUAAUCCAUCAGAAUCUUCAAUAAUAGUUCCCCUUUUUUGUUUUCUUUUGAAAAAUGUUUGACUUAAAUUGUAAUUGUUUGUAAUUGUAAUGAAAAUUGUAUAUUGUAAUUGUGAUUAAGAUUGUAUAUUGUAAUUCUGAUUAAGAUUGUAUAUUGUAGUACAUUGUCAGAUUAUCUACAGUGAGAUUUACAUUGUGGGCAUCCUUUUCAAAUGGUUAAAAUUUAUUUAAUGUUUAAUUUAUACAUUAUUUCUAACAGUAAGAAAAUACAUGAACUUUUUCUUUUUUUUAAGGUUAGAAUUUAUUAAGUUUUUUUUUCCUAAUGCUAAUUAGAUUAUAAUCCCAUACUUGUAUGCUAAUUAGAUUAUAAUCCCAUACUUGUAUGAUAAUUAGAUUAUAAUCCCAUACUUGUAUAAUUAGAUUAUAAUCCCAUAAUUGUAUGAUAAAUAGAUUAUAAUCCCAUGCUUGUAUGAUAAUUAGAUUAUAAUCCCAUACUUGUAUGAUAAUUAGAUUAUUACCCCAUACUUUUAGGAUAAUUAGAUUAUAAUCCCAUACGUGUAGGAUAAUUGGAUUCUAAUCCCAUACUUGUAUGAUAAUUAGAUUCUAAUCCCAUACUUGUAUGAUAAUUAGAUUCUAAUCCCAUACUUGUAUGAUAAUUAGAUUCUAAUCCCAUACUUGUAUGAUAAUUAGAUUCUAAUCCCAUACUUGUAGGAUAAUUAGAUUCUAAUCCCAUACUUGUAUGAUAAUUAGAUUAUAAUCCCAUACUUGUAUGAUAAUUUCUUCUAACUCAAUAAACAACAAUGAACAGCAGUCUUAUUGACAGACCAUUUUGCCAUUAACAGUGGAGAAAUGUUUUGUGACAGACCAUUUUGCCAUUAACAGUGAAGAGAUGUUUUGUGACAGACCAUUUUGCCAUUAACAGUGAAGAGAUGUUUUGUGACAGACCAUUUUGCCAUUAACAGUGAAGAGAUGUUUUGUGACAGACCAUUUUGCCAUUAACAGUGAAGAGAUGUUUUGUGGAUCUAAUCAAAUACCAGUUUUUAUGGUAUGCUUGAACAAGGCAUUGUUCUCGACUGAGAUUGACCUAUGAACUGAGAUUAAUCUACUCAUGUAAUAAGCAGCUCCUUUUUUGUUGUCUGUUAGCCUCUUUUCUGCCAUUUGUUUACAAGCAGGAUAUUUAUGUAAUGGAAAUGGAAGUAAGUCCGUUGUUAAAUUGAUGAAGCUUAUUAUUGCUUUUCCAAUAUUGUAUAUUGAAGAGGACUUUAACAUGGAUGCAAUCCUAACAUUUACAGUUUUGCUUCACUAACUAAUAAGUUAUUUUUAUUUGUGUUAGAUAGAACCUUUGAAAUGGGUUAUUUUUAUCUUCAAAAAUAAAUAUUUCUAAAUAAUUGAUGGAAAAC
Messenger RNA from Lymnaea stagnalis (great pond snail), 22541 nucleotides. The record is from the annotation of a GenBank genome assembly. Lineage: Eukaryota; Metazoa; Mollusca; Gastropoda; Lymnaeidae.